Messenger RNA from Anopheles stephensi (Asian malaria mosquito), 610 nucleotides. RefSeq lists its product as uncharacterized. The transcript has 3 exons. Lineage: Eukaryota; Metazoa; Arthropoda; Insecta; Diptera; Culicidae. The record is from RefSeq and is a predicted model, not a curated record. Bases 1 to 540 code for a protein of 179 amino acids.
AUGUGUACUCGCGAUUGUUACCGUCUGUUUGGAUACUUUCUUGGCUUUCUGUGGAUGGCCAGUUCCGUGUACUACACGACCGAAACGAUCGAGCUGCUAAAGCUGAUGAAGUUAAGAUGUAAUAAGGCAUCGGCACGAGCGCUGGAUACGCCCGACACCGGACCAGCCCGGCUGCAGUUUAGUGAUGCAAUGAUUGCUAAGGUUUGUGAUUUCUACACCCAUCUGGAUGUGUUUAUGCCGUACCACUUUAUCACCACGAUCAUCAAGAUGAUGCCCGGCGUACUGCUCGUGACGGGUAUAUACACGAGCAACAUUACCUUGGUGCAAGUGUUUGCGUUGUAUGGGAUUUUAGAGGAAUGCUUUUUUGUGAUUGUGUUUUCAAAAAUAUUUGCCGUCCUCCAGUCCUUCGACCUGAGCAUUUGGAUCUACUGGAUAAUUGUGAUAUUCUGUGUGAAGCUUUUCUUCUCGAUCUGGAUACUGCUGGGAGUAUACGCGGCAAUAAAACCCCGAACAGCACCCCGCAAUCCACCACGAGUCUAAUCGCACACAGAGAAAAAAAACCCAACACACACACACACACACUCGCUGCAGUGCAAUACGUUUCUUUGGA